AUGGUGGGGAUCCUCAAAUCCAACCCGGCGGGUCUCGCCAGCAGACCCCACACCCCACCACGUACACCACGCAAGGCUAUGAAUCCGUCACUGUCACGGGCUCACUCGCCAGCAUCACGAGCGAGCUCCGUCCAUCCCUUCGAGACCACCAGUCCCGUGAGGAAGGUCAUCAAAGUCUUGGUCGAGGAUGACAUUGAAGUCAUCGAACUCCCCAACGACGAAACAUCCAACACCAUCUCGGACGCCGAAUUGGUAUACCCAGAGAGCUCGGAAGAGCCAUCGAGCGAGACGGAAGAUGACGAAAACGACGAAGACGAUGAAGACGACGAUGAUGAUGACGACCAAUCCGACGCUGACGACGAAGAUGACGAUCACGAAGACGAAGACGAAGACGACGAUGAUGACGUCUCCUCCCAAUGCAGCGACUCCAGCACCAGCGAGAUCGCCCUCGAGCUCUCCGGCCUCCGCUGCAGCGACAAGCAAGAGCUGAGAUUCCACGAGACCCGGCAACAGCGGCACCGGGAGAAACGUCGGGACUCCCGCGUCUACAAACGCUCCCACAGCAUAAGUGCCAAGAGCGAGUCCGGAAACGUGGACCCCGACGCCAUGGACGAUCACGACUGCCCUGUGGCCCAGCGUCGUCUGCGUAGACGUACCCGUGGACCGGGAGAUUUCGAGUUCGACCUCGAACGACUGCAGGCCAAUACCAUCAUGCGUGGCGGCCCUGUCGGUCUGCCACCUCACGUCAACAGACUGGUCGCGGUCGAGCGUUUGUGA
Molecule: messenger RNA, 777 nt
Organism: Dissoconium aciculare CBS 342.82
Lineage: Eukaryota; Fungi; Ascomycota; Dothideomycetes; Mycosphaerellales; Dissoconiaceae
Exons: 1
Coding region: 1-777 (258 amino acids)
Source: RefSeq, a predicted model, not a curated record